AUGCCUACCAGCUUCCAGGUCAAGAACAACGGACACGUCGCUGUCAUCAUCACCCACGGCACCAUUCCCAUACCCCCCGUGGUAGUUCCCCCCGGCGGAACUUCCCCACCAUUCAAUAGCGGCGGGAAAUACAGUAUCCGCUCAGAGCUUGAGCAUUUGCCGCUCCCAGAUCCAGAGAUUGUCAUCACGUUCGCGCCAGAGGAUCAAUUUGAAGCCAAGGCGAUCAACAGACCCUCUGUCAAUGUCGAAAUUAUCACCAAAUUUGAUUUUCCCAAGGAACUAUCACCCCAGUUCCAUUGGAUUAUAGGAUCAUGCGAGGAAGAGUCAAGACGGGAGGACAACCGACUUCAAAUUUUCAACGAUUCAACCAGAAUUUCUGGAAUCGACGACUCGGAUGCUAAAAAACGCAAACGAGUUUUGGGUUAG
Messenger RNA from Laccaria bicolor S238N-H82, 426 nucleotides. RefSeq lists its product as uncharacterized. The record is from RefSeq and is a predicted model, not a curated record. Bases 1 to 426 code for a protein of 141 amino acids. NCBI's taxonomy places the organism in Eukaryota, Fungi, Basidiomycota, Agaricomycetes, Agaricales, Hydnangiaceae. The transcript is spliced from 3 exons.